UUCUCUUAAAUGUCAUUUCCAAUUAUCCCAAAUUCGUCUUUUUUGGCUUGAUUGCAGCGUUUUUUGUGAAAAAACUUUAACUAUAGUGUGUAAAAAUGCGUUCGGUGCCAAAAUGGGCCGACAAAAUCCAAGACAACGAGAAAAAGGGCCAGACCAUUUAUGACUUGUGUUUCAACCCAGACGGCACUCAGUUGAUUGUUGCGAGUGGUAAUCACGUUCUAGUUUACGAUACCAGCGACGGCAGUCUUGUCCAAACCCUCAAAGGCCACAAAGACAAAGUCCACGCUGUUUCGUACGCCAAAAACGGGCUGAAAUUCGCCAGUGGCAGUGCCGACAAAACUGUGAUAAUCUGGUCGAGUAAACUUGAAGGCUUGCUCAAGUAUAGCCACAGCGAUUCGGUCCAGUGUAUCCUGUUUAACCCCUUGUCGCACCAGUUGGCCUCUUGUGCUCUCACGGAUUUCGCGUUCUGGAGCUCGGAGCAAAAGGCCGUGCAGAAGCAUAAGACUAACGUUAAGAUUAACGCGUGUUCGUGGACUAAUGAUGGACAGUACUUGGCUUUGGGGCUCAAUAAUGGGGUUAUUUCAAUCAGAAAUAAGUUAGGGGAGGAGAAAGGGAGGAUUGAGAGGCCCAAUGGGCCGGCCAUUUGGGCCCUAUCGUGGAGUACGUGUAAAGAGGACCAAACUGAUGUCUUGUGUGUGGCCGAUUGGAAUAAAACUUUGGCGUUUUACACACUUGGGGGAAAGUUGGUCGGAAAAGAAAGAAAUAUAGGGUUUGAGGCUUUGAGAAUUAAUUAUUUUCCCAAAGGGGAGUAUAUUUUGAUAAGUGGAUUGAACAAGGCUUGUGUGAUGUACACCAAGGAUGGGAUAAAACUCGAUAUGAUUGGGGACCAGCAAAACGCCUGGGUUUGGUGCUGCGCCUCUCACCCAAGUGGGAAUUUUGUGGUCAUGGGGUGCCAAGAUGGGACAUUAGCCUACUACCAAUUAAUCUUUAACACUGUCCACGGAUUGUACAAGGAACGAUACGCAUUUCGGGAAAACAUGACUGACGUCAUAAUUCAACACUUAAUAACCGAGCAAAAAGUUCGAAUAAAGUGCCGAGAUUUGAUUAAAAAAAUUGCAAUUUAUAAACACCGACUUGCUGUUCAAUUGCCGGAAAGGGUUGUCAUCUAUGAAUUGUAUUCGAAUGAUGCCAAUGAUAUGCAUUAUCGUGCGAAAGAAAAAAUCACCCAAAAAUUAGACUGUAGUCUUUUGGUCGUGUGUACGGAGCAUUUGGUUGUUUGUCAGGAGAAAAAAUUGCAAAGUAUGUUUUUCUCCGGCCAAAAUGAGAAGGAAUGGAAUUUUGAGAGCCCUAUCAGAUAUAUUAAAAUAAUUGGUGGGCCGCCGGGGAAGGAAGGGCUGAUUUUGGGGCUCAAAAAUGGACAGGUUUGGGAGGUGCACUUGGACAACAUCCACCCCCUCCUCAAGGUUACGGUAAACGGCGGUAUCCGUUGCCUUGACUUGAGCCAGAAGAAAUCCAAGUUAGCGGUGGUCGACGAAACCGGCCUUUUGCAGGUUUUCCAUUCGAAAACCGGCGAAUUAUAUUAUCAAGAACCGGGCACAAACAGCGUCGCUUUUAAUAAUUUAUACGAAGACAUGGUCGCGUUCAGCGGCAACGGUUCUCUCGUGAUAAAAGUAUUGGAUUUUCCGGCCCAUCGGCAAAAAAUGAUGGGUUUUGUUGUGGGUUUAUCUGGGGCGAAAGUAUUUUGUUUGAACGGCGCAUCAAUGGUGACUCUCGAAUUGCCAUUGAGCGCCCCCAUGUAUCAAUACAUCGAUAAGAAGAUGUUCGAUGAGGCUUACAAAGUUGCUUGUUUAGGUGUGACGGAUGGUGAUUGGGACGAGUUGGGUCAUUCGGCAUUGGAAGCCCUCGAGUUUGAAGUCGCAAGAUUAGCGUUUAUCAAAUUGCAAGAUUUUCAUUAUUUGGAGUUGAUUCAGGAUUUGCAAGAACAACAAAAGAAAGGUGAAACGAAUCGCGAUGCUAUGAUUGGCGAUAUUUAUGCACACAGAGGUAGAUUGAAAGAAGCAGCCAGGUUGUAUCAGAAGGCUGGACAAGAACAUAAAGCUUUGACCAUGUAUACGGAUUUAAGAAUGUUCGAUUUAGCACAGGAGUACCUCGGUUCGAGCGACAACACCGACUUGAUCCGCCAGAAGGCCGAUUGGGCCAAAAACAUAAACGAACAUAAAGCCGCUGCCGAAAUGUACUUAUCAGUGGGCGACACGCAAUCUGCGAUUGAUAUUUACGGCGAAAAGGGAUGGAUUGAUCAACUUACAGAAUUGGGUCGCCGUCUCGACAAAGCCGAGAGAUCGGCUCUGUUAUCAAUUGCCGAGCAUUUGAAACGUCUAAAUCAGCCCUCGUUCGCCGCGGAGAUUUACCGCCGUUUGGGCGAUUCGGCCUCAGUUUUAUCCCUACAUGUUGAGGCGAAAGAAUGGUCGCAAGCCUUUUCUUUAGUCCAGACACAGCCCCAAUAUAAAGCUCUGGUUUACGUACCAUAUGCACACUGGUUGGCCGAAAAUGACAAGUUUGUGCAAGCACAGAAAGCGUUUUAUAAGGCAGGAAGGCCCGACGAAGCUUUUAAAGUUUUACAACAGCUUGUUGAUAAUGCGAUUAGUGAGUGUAGGUUUCAGGAUGCUGGGUAUUACUACUGGAUUGUUGCGAGGCAGUUUUUGGAUUUAGCCAAAGAUGGCACAAACAAUCAGAGCGAAAUGUUGGCAAAUUAUGAGAUCAAUGAUCGUCUUGCUGGCAUUUAUUACGCAUUUCAUGCCGUCCAUCGAUAUUUGGAGGAGCCUUUUACAUCCUACAUGCCGGAAGCUUUAUUUAAUAUCGCGCGAUUUUUAAUGACUGAGACUAGUCACAACAACAGACCAAAAGGAAUUUCUCUAUUCGCAAUUUUGUAUUGUCUCUCAAAACAAGCGCGCAAAUUGGGCGCAAAUAAACUCGCAAAACAGAUUCUAGAUCGGAUGCAAACCCUCCGAAUUCCGCAAAAAUUUCAAGAACAAGUCGAAAUUGCGACGAUUGCUGCCCGAGCUCGGGCUUAUAGCGAUCCAGAAGAAUUGCUACCAAUGUGUUAUCGCUGUUCGACUUAUAAUCCCUUGGCAAGUGCCAGUAAUAGAUGUGUGAAUUGUGGUCAAAAGUUUGUCCACUCGUAUGUCAGUUUUGAAAUUUUGCCUUUGGUCGAGUUUAUCUUGCAAGACGGAAUCACCGAUAUAGAAGCCGUUCGUUUAAUUGAAACUCCUCCUAAUGAUCUUGGAAAAGAAGAAAAUUGGAAACAAGAAAUAUCGGAAAGUCGGGAAACUCUCCAGUUGGAUAUUGACGAGGAAGAAAAAGAUCCUUUUACUGCAAGACUUGAGAGCGGAUCGGGCGAUGGAAAUAAUUUCUCACCGGUCACAGUUAAUAAAAAGAUUCUUUUAGCAAUGGAUAGUAGUUCAGUUUUGAUUUGUAAAUGGGGGCCUCCAUUGCGGUACCAGUUUUUCAAAAAUUUGCUACCCGAAUUGCAAAUAACGAUGUGUAAUUCGUGUUUUAAGGCAUUUCAUGUUGAUGAUUUCGAGUUACAGCUACUACAGAAGGGCUAUUGUCCCUUUUGUAGGGCACCUCCAGAGAAUUCCUUAAAUAGUGAUUCAGUUGAUGACUUAUUAGUGUGAUAAAAUGUAAAUUAUUACCUUUUUCCGUCCAUAAAUGUGAUUAAAUGUAGCGCUAGUGUCGAUUUUUGCA
This is a messenger RNA of Tribolium madens (black flour beetle), 3744 nucleotides long. It is a transcript of the gene Oseg1, whose product is annotated as intraflagellar transport protein 122 homolog. The transcript is spliced from 15 exons. Gene Ontology annotation, biological process: intraciliary retrograde transport; non-motile cilium assembly; protein localization to cilium. Gene Ontology annotation, molecular function: protein binding. The record is from RefSeq and is a predicted model, not a curated record. Gene Ontology annotation, cellular component: non-motile cilium; intraciliary transport particle A. Bases 96 to 3674 code for a protein of 1192 amino acids. Lineage: Eukaryota; Metazoa; Arthropoda; Insecta; Coleoptera; Tenebrionidae.